GCAGUCAGAAGUCAGCAGGACACAGCAGUUGUCCUUGUACCAGCGCACUGAAGAGUACUGCAGUACUUUGGUAGUAGUACUAGCUGUAAAUAGGUGUUGUGUGGUGGUGGGUAUCACAAUAAUAGUCCGAAUAACGUUGUUAACAGUAACAACAGAAGUUUGUUUGCAGGAAGAGAACUCAGAGACUCUACAUGACUCCGCCUGAGGUAAGAAAAUGUGUUUUAAUUUAUAUUACAUUAAGUUUUAAAGGGUGUUUGAUGUGUUUAUUAGACUUAAUGGGGAAUUAGAUGCAACACGUGGAGGCUCACGGUGCGCACCUUCAAACAAACACCUGGCUGUCCCUCAUUUAUUUUAUUUGAAUAAAGUGAAGGGAACUUUGUUAGGAUUGAUUUAGACAAACUGGUUUUCAAAGAGGAUCCAUGCAGAUAAACGAAAGAGAGGUAAAAACAUAUCAUUAUUAAAUAUUUAGGAUCACAAGUGAAAGGAUGAAAGUGAGAACUAAAGAUCACUAGUUUUAUCUAUAUAAAUCUGAGGGGUCGUCGACAUAAAAUAUAUAUAUUCCAUAUAUAAUUCUGGACUUUUCUCAAAUAUUUUCUUUUUUGUGAAAUAAUGGAUCAUUUAAUCAGAGUUAUUUAAAUAAAAUGUGAGACGUUUAGAUGGGAAAUAAAGUAACAGCACAAAGACAUCUGAAAUGUGACGAGGACUAAAUGAAAUGUAUGUGUUGUAUCUUUUUUAAUGUUGAGACUUAAUUUGAAAAGUAAUCAGUACCUGUAUCUGCCAAAUAAAUGUAGCACAACAUCUGUCUCUGAAAAGUAGUGAAGUAGAAGUAAAAAUACAAAUAUAAAAUAUAACAUACAUAAAAGUACCUCGACAUUGUACUCUGAUACAGUACUUGGGUAAAAGUACAUUCAGAUGAACGGCUGCAGCCAUGAUUGUCUUUGUCUCUCCUUUUCUUCCCUCCUCUCUCUACAGUAAGUUGAUCUUUUCCAGCCACAGUAAAGGUCAAAGGUGGGGAGUAAUUUGUAUCAACAGGAAGUUUGUAUGAAACUUAUGAAUCUUUAAUGACACAAGCAAACUGUUCUGGAUGAUGGAUUUAACAGUUUGUAUGUGUGUAUGUGGCCGGAUGAUUAAGAAGUUCAGCAAGUGAAGAAAUGUAUUUAUUAUUGAUAAGAUUAUGAAAGCCAAUAAUGACAGCUGAUUGCAUUAUUGAUAAGACCAGAUAAAGCAGCUGCUGAAUUUCCACAACACAAUUAUGAGAUAACGUAGAUCCACACACACACACUUUUUCAUCCCUCCUGUCUUCAGGAUGAAAGUGUCAAAGAAAGUGUAACUGUAAAAAUGAAUAAAGUUUUAAAACCUUCCUGUCUUCCAGAUGUCGUGGCGUUCGUCUUUCCGCUGCUCAAAGUUUCGCCACGUUUUCGGGAAGCCUUCCAGCAAGGAUCACAGCUAUGAUGGGGUGCCAAUCACACGCAGUGUCCAUGACAACCACUACUGCUCAGUAAAUCCCUGCUUCUUGGCCGUGGUGACUGAGUGCGCCGGGGGCGGGUCCUUUUUAGUCCUGCCCAUCCAUCAUACGGGCAGGGUGGACCCUCAGCACCCGAGGGUGUGCGGUCACAGUGGGAGGGUCCUGGACGUCAAGUGGAACCCGUUUGACGAUCACUGCGUCGCCUCAUGCUCAGAGGAUUGCACUGUGAAGAUCUGGGACAUCCCCGUCUGUGGUGUCCAACAAAACCUCACCAAGGCCAGGAAGACUCUGAUUGGUCACUCCAGGAGGGUGGGGCUUAUUGAGUGGCAUCCAACAGCUGAGAACCUGCUGCUUAGCUCCGCCUACGACUACAAGGUCCUCCUCUGGGAUGUGUCCCAAGUAGGCUCAGUGCUCAGGUACCCAGUCAGGGUCAUUCUGAAGCCCAUCUACAACCGCUACCCACCUGAUACGCUGCUGCUGUCCGUCAGCUUUAACAGUGAUGGCAGCAGACUGGCGGUCACGUCCAAGGACAGGCGGGUUCGAGUCCUGGACCCGAGGACAGGAAAGAUUCUGCAGGUGUCCAGCAACAAGACCCACAGGGCCAGUAAGGUUUUAUACAUCGGAGGGUUGAAGAUGCUUCUGUCCACCGGCAGCUCACCCUGGAACCAGAGACAGAUCGUCCUCUGGGACCCUGACGACUUAUCUGAGCCUCUCUAUGAAGAAGAUUUGGACGGGUCUGCUGGAGUCCUGUUUCCGUUCUACGACCCAGACACGCACAUGCUUUACUUGGCUGGAAAGGGUGACGGGAACAUCCGGUACUACGAGCUGAGCACUGAGAAACCGUACAUCAGCUUCCUGAGAGAGUACAGGUCCCUGCUGCCACAGAAAGGACUCGGGGUGAUGCCAAAGCGCGGCCUGGACGUGAGCGCCUGUGAGCUUUUCCGAUUUUACCGCCUGAUUGCCAUCAAAGACCUGGUGGAACCACUCUCAAUGAUCGUACCACGAAAAGAGUCAGGUCUUUUCCAAGAGGAUCUGUAUCCAAUGACAGCUGGAAACCAGGCGGCCAUGACGGCUCAGGAGUGGAUGUUAGGGAUCAACAGAGGCCCGGUUAUGAUGUCCCUGAAGCCUGGGACUCAAGUAGCCAACCCUUACCCAGAAACCCCUGCUGAGAAGGGGCUGGUGAGGCAGCUGGGUUCCCUGAGGUUCCAGAUGGGUCCGGCUAUCGGUGCAGUGACCAGGACCGACCUGGACUUUAUGGAAGAGGCCUUCCUUGAGGAGCAGCUGGCCUACCAGGACGCCAAAUACCCCAGAGAGGUGAGCGAUCUGUCGGGGUGGCAGCCAGAUGAGACCCAUAUCCCACUGUGGACGUACUGCUGCACGCCACACUGCUGCGAACCAGCGGAGAGGCCGCCACCUACAACCGAGAGCGAGCUCCUGCAAGCAUUUUACAGACAGCAAGAAGAGAUUCGAGACCUGAGAGAACAACUUAAUCAAAAAGACGUGAGGAUCGCUCAGCUGGAGCUGGACAUCAGAAACGCCAGAAACAACAUGCGGGCGACCUUCUGA
Micropterus salmoides (largemouth bass) is the source of this 3031-nucleotide messenger RNA. Its product is annotated as coronin-2B-like. Bases 1373 to 3031 code for a protein of 552 amino acids. The transcript has 13 exons. Gene Ontology annotation, molecular function: actin filament binding. The record is from RefSeq and is a predicted model, not a curated record. NCBI's taxonomy places the organism in Eukaryota, Metazoa, Chordata, Actinopteri, Centrarchiformes, Centrarchidae. Gene Ontology annotation, biological process: actin filament organization.